Messenger RNA from Wyeomyia smithii (pitcher-plant mosquito), 1898 nucleotides. RefSeq names its product ice-binding protein 1-like. The record is from RefSeq and is a predicted model, not a curated record. The transcript has 2 exons. Bases 20 to 1459 code for a protein of 479 amino acids. NCBI's taxonomy places the organism in Eukaryota, Metazoa, Arthropoda, Insecta, Diptera, Culicidae.
UAACGAUAGAAGCGGUGCUAUGAAGAAGUGUCUUUUACUAAUAUGUGUCCUCGCGACCGUUGGCAUAGUUAAUAGUAGUUUAGGUGUAUCAUAUUCGAUUUCAACAUUAUCACAAGUGAAGUCCGCCAUUGGAACUGGUGUCAAAUCGUUGACGACAGCAAUCGCCAAUAUAAAGGUAGAUCCGAGUGCGGAUACAAGUGGGGCAGUAACUGCUAUGCAGUUGAUAGGAACCGAUCUGACAUCCUCUCUCACCACGCUGUUUACCGCAAUUCAAACUGCGUUAUCUGCAACUUGUUGCGAUCCAACUACUGUGAUUAACACUGUGCUAACAGCCAUAACGAAUGCAGGAACAGCUAUCAACACCGCAACAACAGAUGCUGCUACUUUGCAAACUAUAGUCAAGACUACAACCUUUACGACGCUAUUGAACGCCUUGACAACUAUGUCAGAAGGAGUUGCGGACAUGAGUACUGCUUUUACAAACCUAGAAACCUUGAUGGUACAAGUUGUGGCUGCAAGUCCUACGGUUACAUCGGCAACAAUAACAAAUAUUAUUACCGCGGAAGUUGCGGCGACAGUUGCCGCACCAAUAAAUACUCUAGUCAGCGGAAUAACAUUAACAAGUGCCGUAAUCACUGCCAUCAGUACUGACGUAAGAAACAUAGUAUCUAUAACUACUAAAGUAAAUACAGCAAUCAACGCAGGAGUUACUGCUUUAACGCAGCCAUAUUCCUCUUUUACUAACAAUGCAAACUCUGCAACAACAUCGAUCACCAAUAGCGCGGCCAACACUAUUGCCAGUAUCGCGUCAUCGUACAACUCUAUUCUGGCUAAGGCAGCUAACUACAACAACGGAGACAUAAGCCCUCUGACCACCUUCAUAGCUGGUUUUUCGACUCUUAGCACGACUGCACUUACUGCAAUAUCAACGGCGGUAACGAAUGCUUUAAAUACUAUUCAAGCCACUCUAACAGCACAGGAAGCGGUCAUUACACCGGCAGUUAUGAUGGCGGCUGCCACCAUCACUUCGACCUCUCUGACAAGCACAAGUAAAUUUACCUCGACGUGUUUGGCCAAGUAUUCUGCACAGCUACAGGGAUCUAGCGUUUCGAUGCAACGCUUUUCGUCCUGCGUGUCUUCCGAAAGCAGUUCGGCGUUGACGGCUACCGUGUCACAGGAGUUCAACAUUAUAUCUGCCGCCAUGAGUGCACCAGCGUUAAAACUGAACCUCUGCACGGUCACGAACGGACAAUGCAGCUCGACGAUUUUCAGUGCCUUCACGGAUUUAGCGACCAGCGCCCAAAAUAUGUUCAACGUAAUCUCGUCAAUUGCCAGUACUUAUGAAGCUACGAUGACGCUCCGAGUCGAUACCUGCCUUACGGCAGUCUCCGGUGACAUCCAGGAUGUGAUAACACAGACUCUAACAAGCUUUACUAACUGCCUUACCGCGGGUAGUUAAAUAGACGAUCCUCGAGUUCUCUAGCAGACAAAUAGCGAAAUUGUUUAUCACCCUGGGCCAUCACGACAGUCGUCAUUUCAAAAACCCGUUUCUGAAAAUGGUUUGUCAAACCUACGAAAGCAUUCAUCAAAUCAGGGCUCAUGUUUACCAGUUUAAAAGAUAGAUUCGCUAGUAGCGAAUCGUUAAUAGAUUUCACGCUGUUUUUUUUUUUUCAAUGAAUUCACUUGAUGGGGAAGGAAACAUGCGGUUUUUGUUGAGAUAGAGAAAACAUGUAUUUAAACUAAUAAACGCUUAACAGUUUCUGCACAGUUUAUAGUUGAUUAAUAUAAUUGGUAAUGCAAAAAAAACGGGACAAACCAAGAUGACCACUACGGGGAAUCCCAACUAAGGCUGAAAGAUAGCUUGUACUGACGAAAAACCAUAAUGCUUUCUAGUUUAU